Molecule: messenger RNA, 1704 nt
Organism: Zasmidium cellare ATCC 36951
Lineage: Eukaryota; Fungi; Ascomycota; Dothideomycetes; Mycosphaerellales; Mycosphaerellaceae
Exons: 6
Coding region: 1-1704 (567 amino acids)
Molecular function (GO): thiamine pyrophosphate binding; magnesium ion binding; carboxy-lyase activity
Source: RefSeq, a predicted model, not a curated record
AUGGCUGAACGAACGGUCAACGUUGCUGAGUACCUUUUCACGCGCCUCAUUCAGCUGGGCUGCACUUCCCUCCACGGUGUACCAGGGGACUUCAAUCUCCUUGCGCUCGACUUCGUUGAGUCAAGUGGUCUUCGAUGGGUCGGGAACUGUAAUGAGCUCAAUGCUGGCUACGCUGCCGAUGCCUACGCGCGUCUUCGAGGCCUCGGCGCCAUCUGCACGACUUUUGGCGUCGGUGAGCUCUCAGCUGUCAACGCGAUCGCCGGCUCAUUCGCUGAGCUCGCCCCUGUCGUACACGUUGUGGGUGUGCCCGGCCGACCAAGUCAGAAAGAGGGCAUGCUUCUACAUCACACGCUGGGCAAUGGCGACUUCACCGUUUUCGCAAGGAUGUACAAGGAGAUCACCAUAGCACAGGCCGACCUCCUUGAUCCCGCUACCGCACCCAUGGAGAUCGAUCGUGUUCUGCGGACUUGCUAUGUUGAAUCGAGGCCGGUUUACAUUCAGCUCCCGACCGAUAUGGUCGAGCAGCCCGUGCAUGCUCGUUUACUUGACACCCCAAUCGAUGUGACGAGUCAUGCCAGUGAUAAAGACGCCGAGGACUUUGCGACGCACAUCGUUCUCGAUCGUUUGUACGAAGCAAAGCAUCCCGUGUUCUUGAUCGAUGGCGCAGUGCAAAGAAGAGGGAUCCGUCCUCAAGUAGAGGCCCUCGUCAAUAAGGCAGGCAUCCCGACUUUUGUCGCACCUAUGGGCAAGGGCGUCAUCAAUGAAGACUUACCCAACUUCGUUGGUCUCUAUGCCGGAGAGGUCUCAGCAAAAGGAAUCGCUGAAGCCAUCGAGCAAAGUGACCUGGUCAUCACGAUCGGCAACAUCAAAUCAGACCUUAAUACCGCCGGCUUCACCUACCGCUUCUCCCGACUCAACACUAUCGACAUUAACUACAACCAUGUCGAUGUCAAGUACGCCAAGAUCGAGAAUGUAUACUUCAAAUCACUAGUGCCACGGCUGGAGCGAGAGUUGGAUCCUUCAAAGCUGUCCCAGACCGCGAGACAAGUCCCAAGCAUACCAUCACCGCAAGUGGCCGACGAGACGGAUAAGAGCCUCAUAACACAUGCAUGGCUGUGGCCCAGGCUAUCCAACUUCAUGCAAGAAGGGGAUGUCCUCGUCACUGAGACAGGCACUUCGUAUCUGGGUCACUGGGAAACAAAGCUUCCGCGCAACGUGACCAUCAUCAAUCAGAUCUUGUGGUCGAGCAUCGGCUAUGGUGUUGGCGCCACACAAGGAGCAGCCCUGGCCACAAAAGAGUUUGGAAAGGGACAAAGGGUUAUUUGCUUCGAGGGCGAUGGCUCCUUCCAGCUUACCGCUCAAGAGUUAUCGACCAUCAUUCGGCAUAAUCUCAAGGUCACUAUGUUCCUGAUCGAGAACAGUGGUUAUGAGAUUGAGCGUUGGGUACAUGGCAUGGAAGCCGGUUACAACGACAUUCCUCAAUGGCAAUACUCCAAGUUUCCUCAGACGCUCAUCCCCGAAGGCACCUCGCACACGGUCAAGACUUGGAAGAUACGAACUCGACAAGAGCUUGAGAGUCUACUGCAAAAUAAGUCGUUUGCCAACGGAGAAGGUCUGCAGUUCGUUGAGAUGCACAUGCCAAAAGGCGAUGCACCGAAGACUUUGCAAGAGUUUGGCAGAGGCGCUGCGGCGAGAGCAUCUUGA